This is a messenger RNA of Nematolebias whitei (Rio pearlfish), 2315 nucleotides long. RefSeq names its product nanos homolog 1 (gene nanos1). The record is from RefSeq and is a predicted model, not a curated record. NCBI's taxonomy places the organism in Eukaryota, Metazoa, Chordata, Actinopteri, Cyprinodontiformes, Rivulidae. Gene Ontology annotation, molecular function: zinc ion binding; mRNA binding. The transcript has a single exon. Gene Ontology annotation, cellular component: perinuclear region of cytoplasm. The coding region runs from base 187 to 855 and encodes 222 amino acids. Gene Ontology annotation, biological process: oogenesis; negative regulation of translation.
GAAACUUGGGUUCGAGGAGGGAGCGCCCCGCCCUCCAGCUCCAUAAAACCAGAGCGCGUGUUUGCAGGACGCGCACAGGAAACAGGACGGCUGGAGUGCACGUCGCUGUACAUGAAGUUCUCCUGGAGCUGAACUCUUCACGGAUUAAACUGGCUGCUUCGUGUUCUGACGGCAGCAAAACGAGCCAUGGAUUUUCUCAACCACAACUAUCUGAGCGCGCGCAGUCCAUACGACUACACGUUUAAUUUCUGGAACGACUAUCUGGGGCUGACGACUUUGGUUACGAAGAACAAUAAGCUGAGCAUGCCCCAGAAUCCCAACUCCAUCACCGAGUCGCUCAAGGCGACUCUGGGUUUGGACGAUUCCCCGGCGUGCCCGUGCGUAAUUGCGAGCGGCGUCGGAGAGAGCGGACACAUGGACUGCUGCUGCCCGCCCGGGAGCCCCCCGCCGCCCUCCAUCCUGGACUUGAAGGAGCGUUUCUCCAUCCUCAGCCCGUUCCAAAGCCAGCUGCCCGAGCGGGACGUGGGCUUCGGCGGGAGCUUCGCGGGCUUCGAUCUCUUUGGCAUGGAGCGGAAGAUGCGCAAACCCGCGUCCAGGUGCAAACAGGAGCCCAAAAUCUGCGUGUUCUGCCGAAAUAACGGCGCGCCCGAGGAGGUGUUCGGCUCCCACGUCCUGAAAACCCCGGACGGCAGGGUCGUGUGUCCGAUUCUGAGGGCCUACACCUGCCCCCUGUGCAGUGCCAACGGGGACAAUGCCCACACCAUCAAAUACUGUCCACUGUCUAAAGAGCAGCCGUGCCAGCGGCCAUUAAAGGGGGGGAGGGCUGUGGGCGGUAAGAGGAUGAAAAUAUUUUAAAUAACUUGAGACCAUAAAGUAAACUGAAUUGCACUGAACAAUUUCCAGAUGACUGUUUUAUGUUGGCUUCAUAAACAUACUGAUGAUUUGAUCGUUUCCUUCUAUAAGAUUUCUUAUAUUUUUAUAGUUCUUUUAUCCUCAUAGAAUAACUUUAUGCUUUAUACUUUGGAUCUUCUGUCAUUAUAGUUUGUAGUCAUUUGAGAGUGUGCAUAUGAAUACACAUUUGUUUGAAUAAUCAAAAGGUGUGAAUACAUUUUAUUCAAAGUAUUUUGCUCAUGUAGGGGGAUUACACUGACACGGUCACAGGGGAUGAAUGUCGUAGCUUAUUUCUGCCAAGUAUUUUUGUACAGCGAGCUAAUCCCCCUGCUAAUUUCUUUCAUGUCUUAGAAAACCAAAGUUAUGUUUGCCAUUAAAGAAGCUUGAGAAUGUGUCAUUAAUGACUCCGACUGGAGGAACUCUGAUCUCAUCUCCCUGAAACAACUCACAUUUUCUGAGUUGCUCUAAAAGUUGCUCAAUCUGAGUGGAGGAAACGUGAAUUGAUGCCAAACAUUUGUUUUGAUAAAUGGCAAAGUUUGACGUCACAAACAAUCAAAAACAAGAAGAAGCUACUUUUUUUAUGUUUACAUUCCCAGAAGAGGGUGACACACUGGAUCUUUUAGUUUCUCCCUGUCAGGUCUUGAUCAUGUUCCUUUGUUUGGGUUUGUCCUGACUGUUCCCUGGAGAGGCUCAUGGGCAGGUCUGCUCUGCUAAAUGAGCUGGACUGAGGCCUGUUUACCUUGCAGGGGUGAAAAAUAGCAAAUGAAUGUCAGUAAACAAUAAUUCUAUUAUUUCUUACCUGAAGAAUCCCAAAAAAAGAUGCAAACAUGUUGUGAAUGUAUGAUUGAACGUGUCACUUGCAGGAUGACAGUUUUGUUUACCAAAGGAGUACAACUGUGGAAGACAAAUGAAAGAUUUGCUGUAUUGUAAAAAAUAAUAAUAAAACACGUUUUUUCCAGUAUUUUAACAUUACAAGUGACUUCAGAGGGUACUACCUCAACGGGAUUUUGUACUUACAUGUAAAAUGUUAACAGCAGUUUAUUGAUAUAGUGCUGCCAUUUAUAAUAAGGGUUUUGAUAGUAUUUUUGAUCUUUGUAUAACAUAAUUUUAUUUUCUUUUUUGUGCAUUUAACAUAAUGGAAGUGAGUUUCCAGAAGCUAUAAGCAUAGUUCACCCACGGGUGACUGUGUGUAAAUAAUGAAUAUGCCCACACUUUUUAAAGAUUAGAUGUCCAAUAUUGCAUUGAGAGUGUAAGAGAGUGGAUAUUGAAGAAAAAAAUGCCACUUUUAACAGAUUUUGAUUAAAUGACUUAAAAAAAAACACUGUUGAACUUUGUUAUUUAUAUUUUACAAUAUUUGACUGUAUGCUGCUGUGCAGAAUAACAUGAAUUCACUAGAGAAAUAAAAUUGUAUCGACUAUUUGAAA